Molecule: messenger RNA, 6589 nt
Organism: Oryzias latipes (Japanese medaka)
Lineage: Eukaryota; Metazoa; Chordata; Actinopteri; Beloniformes; Adrianichthyidae
Gene: otud7a
Product: OTU deubiquitinase 7A
Biological process (GO): protein K11-linked deubiquitination; protein deubiquitination involved in ubiquitin-dependent protein catabolic process; protein K63-linked deubiquitination
Cellular component (GO): cytoplasm; nucleus
Molecular function (GO): cysteine-type deubiquitinase activity; zinc ion binding; DNA binding
Source: RefSeq, a predicted model, not a curated record
UGCUGCAGCAGAGAAACAUGACAUGAGGAUGAGCGAGAGGGAGGGAGGGAGACAUCCUGAUAGGAAUAAACGGUUCGUCAGAGGUUGAGGAGGAGAAAGUAAUGAUGGGGAGCAAUGACUGAAAACACAACGGGCUCUCUGAAUUACCAGAGUCUAUUUUUCCAUCGUUACCAUUGAAGCCAUGGACUAGAGCUGAGUGGUCUGGUCGGUCCUGUGGUCUUCAGAUGGCCCCCCAACAACUGUCAGCCAAUAUACUGAACAUGAGAACGUGAAGGCUGGCGUCCACCAAGGCCACCGCUGCACCUUGGGCAGCACACAUACAUGAUCACAUGACUCUGGACAUGGACGCGGUCCUGUCAGACUUUGUUCGGUCCACAGGGGCAGAACCAGGUCUGGCUAGAGACUUGCUGGAAGGUAAAAACUGGGACCUCAGCGCUGCUCUCAAUGAUUAUGAGGAGCUCAGGCAGGUCCACACUGCCAACCUGCCGCAGGUUUUCAAUGAGGGCCGCUACUACAAGCAGCCAGAGGCGCGUGACACACCCACCCAUGUCAGCAAGAUCGACAGGCUGUGUGCGCAAAAGCAGGAGGACAGUACUCAAGAAAAGCGUCUGUCCCGUGGGAUCUCCCACGCCAGUUCUGCUAUUGUCUCCCUGGCCCGGCUGCAGGUGGCCAGUGAGUGUACCAGCGAGCAAUUCCCUAUCGAGAUGCCAAUUUACACAUUCCAGCUGCCAGACCUGAGCGUGUACAGCGAGGACUUUAGGAGCUUCAUAGAGAGAGAUCUAAUAGAGCAGUCCACCAUGAUGGCCCUGGAGCAGGCUGGUCGUCUGAACUGGUGGUCCACCAUGUGCACCAGCUGUAAGAAGCUGCUUCCUCUGGCUACCACUGGGGAUGGAAAUUGCCUACUGCAUGCUGCUUCUUUGGGAAUGUGGGGCUUCCAUGACAGAGACCUUAUGCUGAGGAAAUCUCUCUACACCAUGAUGAAGAGUGGGACAGAGAGGGACGCUCUGAAGAGAAGGUGGAGGUGGCAGCAAACCCAGCAGAACAAGGAGUCGGGGCUGGUGUACACUGAAGAAGAGUGGGAGAGGGAGUGGAACGAGCUGCUGAAGUUAGCCUCCAGUGAGCCUCGCUCUCAUCUCAGCAAAAACGGGAACACCAGUGGAGGGGUGGAUAACUCAGAGGAUCCUGUCUAUGAGAGUUUGGAGGAAUUCCAUGUGUUUGUGCUGGCCCAUGUGUUGCGCAGACCCAUCGUGGUGGUCGCAGACACCAUGCUCAGAGACUCUGGAGGUGAAGCGUUCGCUCCCAUCCCAUUUGGAGGGCUCUAUUUGCCCCUCGAGGUGCCUCCGACCCGUUGUCACUGCUCCCCUUUGGUCCUGGCCUACGAUCAGGCUCACUUUUCUGCCCUGGUCUCCAUGGAGCAGAGAGACCAGCAGCGGGAGCAAGCUGUUAUCCCUCUGACCGACUCGGAGCACAAGCUGUUGGCUCUCCAUUUUGCUGUUGACCCUGGCAGAGACUGGGAGUGGGGGAGGGACGACAACGAUAAUGCCAAGUUAGCCAAUCUCAUCUUGUCUUUGGAGGCCAAACUCAACCUGCUGCACAGCUACAUGAAUGUAACAUGGAUCAGAAUCCCAUCUGAAACAAGGGCUCCACUGGCUCAGCCAGAGUCUCCCACAGCAUCUGCAGGUGAGGACGUCCAGUCUCUGGCUGAGUCCAUGGACUCUGACCGCGAGUCCGUCGGUAGCAACUCGCACGUCAACACCGGGAAGUCUAGUAAGGACAAAGACAAAGACAAGCAGCGCAAAGACAAAGAUAAAGGGCGGACUGAUUCUGUAGCCAACCGACUGGGAAGCUUCAGCAAAACACUUGGUAUUAAGCUCAAGAAGAACAUGGGAGGUCUUGGGGGGCUUGUGCACGGCAAAAUAAACAAAUCCAACUCGAGCUCAGGUCGUCAUACAGAGAACGGAAGUGAAAAGGCAAAGAAGAAAGAGUCAAAAGCAACCAGAGGAAACAAGGAGGAGUCAGGUCAGUCCACCAGCUCCACUUCCUCUGAGAAGGCUACUAGUCCCUCCCCUACAGAUGGAGACAGACCCUCCAGCUCCUCCCCAACGGAGAGGCAGGACAGUUCAGGGCGGAGCUCCGCAGAUAAAACACUGGAAAACUGGAAAUACAGCACAGAUGUCAAGCUCAGCCUCAACAUCUUGCGGGCUGCUAUGCAGGGAGAGCGCAAGUUCAUCUUUGCAGCACUCCUGCUGACCAGCCAUCGACAUCAGUUCCAUGAGGAGAUGAUCAGCUACUACUUGACCAACGCCCAGGAGCGCUUCAGUCAGGAGCAGGAGCAGAAGAGGAAAGAGGCUGAGAAGAAGCCACCGGCCUCCAGUGAGGUGGUUCUGAAGAACGAGAGCGUCUUCCAGAGGGAGAGAUCGGACAGUUCCCCUCCGGAGAGCUGCUCUCCGGUCCUGCCCCACCACACCUACAACAACCCGCAGCCCCUGUCGGGUUUGAAGACGCAGGGCAGAAACAGUCCAAUCCCUGUUGCCCCUCCGGUUUCCGUCCCUCCUCUAACCCCGCCAACAAUCUCUCACCAUGUCCCCCACCCAGCCCCUUCCCCCGCGCCUUACUGCUCCCCCAUUAUCGGUGCUAAGAGACCCGGGCCCGUCCCUGUGUCUGCCCACUACAGCCAUACACCUCCCAUCCAGAGGCACAGUGUGAUUCACUUACAAGAUGUCAACAUGCAAUCCUCCAUCUUCCAAGACGAGCCCUACAACAAGCCUGUGGUGGGCACGCUGAAGACGUGCGCCACCUACCCCCAACAGAACCGCACACUCUCAUCCCAGAGCUACAGCCCUGCACGCCUGUCGGGGGUCCGCACUGUUCACACCACAGGAACCCUGUCCUACAACAUGCCUGCUGAAAACAAGUCCCACACCUACACCAACGGCUUCAACGCGGGAGACAUUCAGGACUGCCUCGAGUUUGCUGAUGAGGACAACUCAUCUCACACGUGGCUCAACCAAGACAAAACCAAAGGGCGCAGCUCUGGAACCCCUUUGUACUGCUUUCAGCAGCGGCGCUGCAAGAGGGAGAACUGCUCCUUCUACGGGAGGCCAGAGACAGACAACUACUGCUCCUACUGCUACAGGGAGGAGCUGAAACGCAGGGAGAAGGACGGCAAAGUGCAGAGGCCUGCAUAGCCAUUUCAGCCACAACACAGCCACAGGAGAGCAAACGUUUUGCAACUUUGUUGAGGAAAGCUCAUGAUUCCUGUCCCACCUUCCUUUAAUAAUAAAGAUUCUUACUUUAAGAAUAAGGAGGGAGGGAGCAGGUCCUGAAAGAGUGAACAGCUUUGGCCAGAGCCUUUUUUUUUUAACUUCUGUCUCAUCCGAUUUUAGUCUUUUACUUGUUUUAGAGUAAAAGUCAUCUCCCUGUGAUGUAAUUUUCUGUAUGUGAAGGAAAGUUCUUUAUUUUUUGAAGUCCAAAAAAGAAAACUUGCAUUUCAUCAGGAAGGAACAUUUUAUUAUCUCUUUUGAUCUGUUUUGAAUGCAAUACCUCUGCCUGGUUCUUCAAAGUCUCCGUGGGAAAUUUCUAGUUGUUUUGCAAUCAAAAGAAAUGAAAACGGGGGGAAAAAUUCGACUUGACAGCAAUAAAUUGGUGACUCUUGCUAUACUCUCCCAAGUUUUGUCUAUGCACCGAUAACAUAGUUACUGUAGGUUAACUGUGUCUUGUAAAAUUAUAGAGGAAUGUUCCAGUGUGUUUUGUAAACGAGUUUGAACUACAGGAAUAAAAAACGUCUAAGCUUUCUGAAUUGUAACCUGAGAUUAGGAUGAAAUGCUACGCUGUCUGAUGUGUCGGAACUGGACUAUUUUGUAAGAUGGUGUUUUAUCAUUUUCAUUCGUAAUUAACUUCUUCAAAGUCCACAAGCACUGCCAAGCUGGCUUCUGUACGAGACAAAUUCCAAAUUUAUCUGUGCCAUGCAGCGCGCCAGAGGAGCUGCUUCUCACAGUGUCGACGGUGUGUUUUUUUCCCCGAUGUGUUAGAUGAGAUGAACUGUCAGUUGUGAGAUCAGGCUGAUGUGUAUUUGUCUGAAGUGUUACUAUGUGUCCCCACCCUUGCUCCCACACACACGGUCACAGACACACGCAACACGAUGUGCAAUCAUGCUAAUCAGCACUCCGCGGUAGCCUGCAGUAUGAAGCCGGUCACCUGUCCCCGUGUGAGAUUGUUCUUCUUUCAUAUGUAGAGGCCGGUAAAAAGAAGCACCUGCUGCUAAGAGCACCUCAAGCCUUUUGUUAUCAUCAGUGCUUUAACCAAUUAGUGGGGUUUGAACAAACCAGGGCCUCCAAGUGCUUUCUGCUCAUUCGACAUGACUACUGUAAAGACGCAGUGUUUGUGUUGCUGUUUGUUCUGGUGAAUGCUUCGACGAUGUACCAUGCUGUCCUUAACAAGGUGUGUCCUGGCCAAGGAUGUCCACUGCUCCCUCGGUUUGUGUCUUCUGUGUCUCUCCUGUACUGUACAAACUGCAGUGUUUGCUCCUCCUUGUUUCCGUGUGACUACUUUAUGGACUCUCACCAUCUUAGGACUGUAAAAUAUGAUUUUGUAUUCUUUUAGGAGUUUUACACUACUUUAAAUCAUUAAUUUGCACAUUAGGUACAGAUGUAAAUACGGGGGGGGGAGAGGACAAAAAAUAGUCUAUUGUUACAUACUUUGUGUGUCUGUGUUGUUUUAUUAAUCUCCAGAAAGCAAUCAGGGAAAAAGCAUAAAAACAUCUUGUUUUUUGAUAUUUUUUAGAAUAUUUUCAAACUUCUCAGUGCACGAAAAUAUGCUUUCACUAUUUUUUUAAUAUUUCGUUUGUUACAAAAUAAGACUUACAGUUUUGUGGAUAUGUGAGCGUUUGUCAUUCAGGCAAACCCAGAGGACCUGAAGAUUCCUGUCUGGAAAUGGGUUCGGCUGUGGAUUACUUAUUUUCUGCGUGGCAGAGAUGAUCUCAUAAAACGGAUUAAAGGUAUUAAGAAUAGAUGAUUUUGUAAUUUAUAUGAAAAGUUUUGAGAAUUUAGUUAAGUUUUAGAAAUGUGCUUUUACAGAAAAAUGAGUACAUUUACAAAAGUAUGGAUGGAUUCUUUCCUUCCUUUUAAUAACUUUAGAGUUAAUUGACUAAAGGUUAGUUAAACCUCAGAACUCUUUAAACGUUUUUAUGAAAGCAUAAUUAAUCUUUGUUGUUUGGAUUUAAAGAAUUAAACUCCCACCAAAAGUGGUUUGGGUGCUCGAGUCAAGGAUCUUUUUUUUUUUUUAUAAGCUGCCAAGUGGGCCAGCUUUCCAGUACCGGAGCCUUACCCGCACCUCGGUCCUCCAGAGAUGCAGUUACACAAAACAACAAUGGAAAAACCUGAAACCACUUCCGUGAGAGGAGUCCUGCAUGGAGUGGGUAAAACGAAAGGGAGGACACUCUGCAUGUCAGCAUAUCAAGACAAAAUAGCAUUAACUGGCCCACAAAGUGACUUAGAGGAUAUUGUAAGAGACUUAUUUGUCAUCACAGCAGUGUAGGCCUAAAGUUAAUUACAUCUUUAUUUAAUCUUUUAAUGCAGGGAGCAAGAGCUGCUGGUGGGAAAGACUGGAAGGAAAAAAGGAACUCUGCAGAUUUAAAGAAAAGAGAAAAAGCUACUAAUCAUAUAGGAGAAAUGUGAUAGCCAAAAGCAAUAAAAUAUAAAAGGACAAAUCUGCACACAAUUGCAGAACAUUCUAAGAAAUCUACUUAAAAAAAACUGUUUUAAUCCUGAUUACCCCUAACCUGAAUGCAUUUUAAACAAGGCAAGAUAGAGUGCAUGCAGGUAGAAAUCUGUUAAAAUUCCAGUAAGUAAACCUGUUAAAGUUUAGGCAUAUUAGUGUUAUGACUAUAAAAUAGUAAAUACUGAAUCACAUGUUAGGUUUGAAGCAACAAAUUUGCAGUCUAGAGGGUGUCCUUCACAGGCAGGCCUUUGCUUGUUACUCUCAGAGAUAAACCACAGUCUGCACAUUUUGUGACAAAAAGCUUUGUCAUUUGUUGACACGAGGAUCGGAGAAAAAGGCACAAACUUUUAAAAGAACUGAGAGAUAUUGACCCAACUCAAGUUGAGAUUGUACAACAGUGAAAAGAAGGGGACAUCAACCAUUUUCUAAAACAGAUUUUUUUUAUUUGAUUUGUGCUUCAUCCUUGAAAGACCUCACCUGGAGGUUAAAUACUCAAAAAAUAAAAAAGAAGACAAACAGUGUCUUCCCUCUCUGAAUGACAAGAGCUUGAAGUCUGUGUGAGGUACAGUGUGAACAGAGUUAUUCUUAGCAAAGCUCUGGACUGCUGCUGUGAAUAAUUGGGAAUUACAUCAUAUAUAGAGUUGGGUUACACUUGCACAUGGUUCACCUAUGCCAGUCACACAGAUGACAUGUUCAGGGUCAGGUUCUCUGCAGUGGUCUGACCUUAAUGUUCAGAGAAUGAGACAGAAAACGUGUCCUUUCUUGGAUUUCCUCUUUGUAGGAUUUCUUCUUUGUAGGAUUUCACUUCAGCAAUCUUGACAAGAACUCUUCUGUCAGAUUCAAAUUGAAGAAUAAAGGAACCUGGUUUACA